This is a messenger RNA of Arachis duranensis, 1390 nucleotides long. Its product is annotated as serine/arginine-rich splicing factor SR34A. Lineage: Eukaryota; Viridiplantae; Streptophyta; Magnoliopsida; Fabales; Fabaceae. Gene Ontology annotation, cellular component: ribonucleoprotein complex; cytoplasm; nucleus. The record is from RefSeq and is a predicted model, not a curated record. Gene Ontology annotation, molecular function: mRNA binding.
CAUAAUCCAUAAAUUCAUUUUAGUUACCCUAGAGUCUCGCUUUCUUCAUUCUUCCUUCUCUAUCGAUUUCGAAAGGACCUUGUUUUCCAGCUAAAGGCAUCAGCUUCCGCUUCCACCCUUCGCUAAGGUUUGAUUGGGUGCUCAAGACCUUCUUCUUUUCUGAUGACAAGCGCUUGGACAAAUAUGAGCUUUGCAAUCAAACAUAGGGAUAUAUAGAGGGAGUGGGAGAAACGGGUUGGAGUUGUUAUUUUUUUAUAUAAUUGGAGAUUCUUGCUCACUCUCAGAAGAUGUAUGCCUGCUUAUAUUCUGGAGAGGAUGAGGAGAUCAAAUUUUAUUUCAAAAUUGUUAUAGCUUUGGAGCAUCUUGGAGCAAAUGAGCAAUGGAGCUUGUGGAGCACCGCUCACCUCAAGGAUUGCUCACUUGAGGAACUCUAUAACUUCUUCAACCAGAUAUGAGUGGUCGCUUUUCUCGCACAAUUUAUGUUGGUAAUCUGCCCUCGGAUAUAAGAGAAUCAGAAAUAGAAGAUUUAUUCUACAAGUAUGGCCGUAUCAUGGAUAUUGAAUUGAAGAUUCCACCCCGCCCUCCAUGUUAUUGCUUUGUUGAGGCUAUGGUGGUGGAGGUGGCGGUGGUGGUGGUGGUGGUGGGGGCCGUUUUGGGGUAUCACGCCAUUCUGAAUACCGAGUUAUUGUUCGUGGACUUCCCUCUUCUGCAUCCUGGCAAGAUUUGAAGGAUCAUAUGCGAAAAGCUGGUGAUGUAUGCUUUGCUGAGGUUUCCCGUGAUAGCGAAGGGACUUUUGGCAUUGUUGAUUACACUAAUUAUGAUGACAUGAAAUAUGCUAUUCGGAAACUGGAUGAUACUGAGUUUAGAAACCCUUGGGCAAGAGCUUAUAUUCGGGUGAGGAAGUAUGAGGGUAGUCGUUCAAGGAGCCGCAGCAGAAGCCCCAGCAGGAGUAGAAGUCCUAAGAGGGAUAGAAGUAGAUCAUUGGAGCGAUCUCUGUCUAGGUCACGUUCUAGAUCCAGAUCCGCAUCCCCAAUCAAGGCUUCAAGGCCAAGAUCACGAUCGCGAUCUGCAUCACCACACCAGGUGCUAUCAGGAAGUGCUUGAUAUUCCCCCCAAACGCCGAGGUUCUCUGGUUUUACUGCCCCAGAAUCAGUCAUAUUUAUAUUUGGGGUGUUGGUUUAAAUUGUUUUAAUGGAAAAUAUUUCUGUACCAGUUUGCUUUAUUGGUCUUUUAGAGAUAAUUCUGUAGGGCAUAUACUUAGAUAUUCUGCGAGUAUUUCGGGUUUUUCUUCGUUUAACGUGAAUCUUAUGUUAGACCAUCCGUGUUAAACCAGCAAUGAGCAACUUAUGACUUCAUAUAUUCCAAAUUGUGACAGUUCAUUUUGUAGUUA